AUGCAGAUCCAGUCCGCUGGUCCACAGUCCAAAGCCUCCAGCUUCUUCCUCAGUCAGAGAUGCGUGCUGGCCUCCAAAAUGGAAAUCCACCGUGAACAAAGUAUCUGCCAGGCACGAGCCGCCGUCAUGGUGUACGACGAUGCCAACAAGAAGUGGGUCCCGGCCGGUGGUUCCACGGGCUUCAGCAGAGUCCACAUCUACCACCACACGGGCAACAACGCCUUCCGCGUGGUGGGACGCAAGAUCCAAGACCAUCAGGUGGUGAUAAACUGUGCCAUUCCCAAGGGGCUGAAGUACAACCAGGCCACGCAGACCUUCCAUCAGUGGCGUGACGCCCGGCAGGUCUACGGCCUCAACUUCGGCAGCAAGGAGGAUGCCAACGUGUUUGCCAGUGCCAUGAUGCACGCCCUGGAGGUGCUCAACUCACAGGACACAGGCCCCACGUUGCCCAGACAGAGCCCCCAGGUUCAGAAUGGCCCCACGCCAGAGGAGAUGGAACUGCAGAGAAGGCAGCUCCAGGAGCUGCAGAGGCAGAAGGAGCAGGAACGAGAGCAUCAGGAGCGAGAACGUCAGGAGAGGGAGCGUCAAGAGCGCGAGCGCCUGGAGCGCGAGACGCUGGAGCGACAGGAGCACGAGCGCCAGGAACGCGAGCGCCAGGAACGGGAGCGUUUGGAGAGGGAGGAGCAGGCGGAGCGGGAGGCGCAGGCGGAGAGGGAGCGCCUGGAGCAGCAGGAGCGCAGCGAGCGUGAGCUGAUGGAGAGGGAGAAGGCGGAGAGGGAGCAGCAGGAGCAGUUGGACAGAGAGCAGCAGGACUGGGAGAGAGGGAGACGCAUCUCCAACGCCGCCUUCGAAAGCUCCCUGUACAGUCAGGAGUACAGCGCGACGUCCCUGGCGUCCGUGUCCCCGUCUGCGCCCUUCCCGGCACCCGGGACGCCCUCCUCUGCUACUCCCCCGACCCCGCCUCUGAGGCACUCGGCCUCCCGGUUCGCCACCUCGCUCGGCUCCGCCUUCCACCCGGUCCUGCCCCACUACGCUACAGUGCCAAGGCGGCAGCAGGCCUUCCCCCAAGCCCCGCCCACUGCCCCCGCUCCGGUCCCGCCUCCUGCGGCCAAGUCUGUGGUCUGGUCGGCGUGCAACUUCACGCCCCUGCCGCCCUCGCCGCCCGUCAUGAUAAGCAGUCCCCCUGGGAGGGCUGCGGGCCCGCGGCCGCUCGUCCCCAUUGCGGCGCCCUCGCCGCUCACCCAGAAGCCGCCCUCGCCGGCCAACGGCCCGCCCACGUUCCCUGCACCGUCGCCCGUGACCAUCCUGCACAGCCACACCCCGAUCGGGGUCGCCUGCCCCACCCCACCUCCCCCGCCAACUCCGCCCCCUCUCCCCUCCCCUGUGGCCCCCCCUCCGUCUUCUUCCUUCGUCUCGUCUCCCCCUCCUCAUCCCAGGCUCCUGGUGCCCUCUCCCUCCACAGCAACCCCUGCCGCCGCUGCAGCCACCGCCGCCUCCUCUGCCGAGCACCUCUCCCUCCCCCUGGGCCUGUCGGGGCCCGGGGAGCCGGACACAGAGGCCCACCUGCCUCAAGGGGGCUCCUCCUGCCCCGGGGUCGACCGUCCCCGCCCCUCCCCGCCUCCGCCCCUGCCACCCGGCUCCACUGUGACCACCCCGUCGGCCGGCCACCCUCCCCCGCCCCCGCCUCCUCCGCUGCCCCCGCGCUGACCCCCGCGCUGACUCCAGGCGGGACCCCCCUCUCCUCCUCCUCCUCCAUCAGGUCCGCCUCCUCCCCCGAGCCCCGCUCCCUCCCCCGCGCCCCCGCUUCCCGCCGGACUGUUCUCCCCCACCGAGGACCGUCCCUUCUCGGGCCUGGCCGCUGCCCUCGCCGGGGCCAAGCUGCGCAAAGUGCAAAGGAGCGAUGAUGCAGGGGCGGCUCUGGCAGCAGCCAUGCUCGGGGCCGCGGGGGCCAAAACUGAAGCCAGAGGCAACGGCCCUCUGCCUGGAGGAGGAGGGCUCAUGGAAGAGAUGAGCGCUCUGUUGGCCAGGAGGAGAAGAAUUGCAGACAAGGGCUCGUCACCUGAACCCGACCAGAGAUCAGAGGAGGGUGAGAUCAACACGACCCCUAAAGUGUCAGCCUGUAGCACACCAGACAUGCCCAGGAAGCCGUGGGAAAGAACAAACACCAUGAACGGUAGCAAAUCUCCAGUGAUCGGAAGACCUAAAUCCACCCCGACACCUACUGCGUCCCUAAGUGCCAACGGUGUGCCAACAGAAGCUGUUGACUAUGACAGAUUGAAACAGGACAUCAUGGAUGAGAUGAGGAAGGAGCUGUCGAAGCUAAAAGAAGAGCUCAUCGAUGCAAUCAGGGAGGAGCUUGGAAGGUCCAGCACGGCGUAGAGGACCCAAACUCCCUCUCCACAACACCUACGACCCCACAGAUAACCCACGGUCAAUUUUUAAGACAUGACAACACGACAGCAGAAAAUAAAAUCAAACAAUAAAAAUAAAAAAACGGUGACAACAAUCACGUCGAUACUGAGAGAGAGAGAGAGAGAAAGAGAGAAAGAGGACGUUAUUCGGGGCAGCGUGGGACAGGAACA
This is a messenger RNA of Anoplopoma fimbria (sablefish), 2582 nucleotides long. It is a transcript of the gene enah, whose product is annotated as ENAH actin regulator. Gene Ontology annotation, molecular function: SH3 domain binding; profilin binding. Lineage: Eukaryota; Metazoa; Chordata; Actinopteri; Perciformes; Anoplopomatidae. Gene Ontology annotation, biological process: actin polymerization or depolymerization; actin polymerization-dependent cell motility; axon guidance. The record is from RefSeq and is a predicted model, not a curated record.